AUGCCCAGCACGGUAACUUCGACGGCUUCCACAUGGGGAGGAAAAUCAUCAUCAAGACUUCAUAUGGAUUUAAAUGACCUUCUUGAUAGGUCUCAACAAUUAUUACCGGCAACAGACAAUUUUAUUCAAAAGGAUUUGGAAUCUAUUCAUGAACAAUCUAAAAAGUUAAUUCAAAAAACUGCUCGCGGAGAUGUCCAAUCAAAAGGUGAUUAUUUGUUAGCAGCGAAUGGAUUUGAUGUAGAAAAGUACAGGAGAUCAGUGAGUAGAUUAGACUUAAAACAAGCUUUUGAACCUCUUGAGCCUAUCGGAGAGACUGAUAUUGAGGGCUACUUGAAACACGAACACGAUAUGAUUUUAUUAUCAUCCAUUGAAGAAUCAAAACGUCAUACAAGCAAUUGCUUUUACAAAAACUUUAAUGAUUAUUUGGAAAAAGAUUGGGCUUUAGCCAAAGAUAACCUCAUCAAAACUUUGGAUUUACACAAAACUUAUCACGCUCAAGCCUUUAGACCAACAUCAACCUCGAUGAAUGAAUCCUUUCUUCGAAAUACAUCCAGACUUACUCCUUCUUCUAGUACUUUCAAUGUUCCUUCUACUCCAUUCACUCCAUUGGGACCAACACCAACUCCUCACUUAACUCCAAGAAGAGGAAAAACCAAUAUGGAUGAACGUAUGAUUGCCUACAGCGAAGUUAUUUAUAAGUUUAACGAAAGUCUCAAGAAAGAUACACCAUUUGAAUUGAUUAGACAAUUUUCUGAAGUCGCACAUUACAUUGACGAGCCCAUUUCAAGAAAAAAGAGAGGUCGUUGA
Naegleria fowleri is the source of this 807-nucleotide messenger RNA. RefSeq lists its product as uncharacterized. Gene Ontology annotation, cellular component: nuclear pore. The coding region runs from base 1 to 807 and encodes 268 amino acids. Gene Ontology annotation, biological process: poly(A)+ mRNA export from nucleus; protein import into nucleus. The transcript has a single exon. The record is from RefSeq and is a predicted model, not a curated record. NCBI's taxonomy places the organism in Eukaryota, Heterolobosea, Eutetramitea, Acrasida, Naegleriidae. Gene Ontology annotation, molecular function: structural constituent of nuclear pore.